Messenger RNA from Saccostrea echinata, 1626 nucleotides. Its product is annotated as receptor-type tyrosine-protein phosphatase alpha-like. Lineage: Eukaryota; Metazoa; Mollusca; Bivalvia; Ostreida; Ostreidae. The record is from RefSeq and is a predicted model, not a curated record. The transcript is spliced from 12 exons. Gene Ontology annotation, molecular function: protein tyrosine phosphatase activity. Bases 28 to 1443 code for a protein of 471 amino acids. Gene Ontology annotation, biological process: protein dephosphorylation.
CAAAAGACAAUCGGUGACUUUUGGAAAAUGGUGUGGCAGGAGGAUGUUUUCGUCAUUGUCUGCUUGACCAACCUAAAAGAAGGAGGAAAGAACAAAUGUGCCCAAUAUUGGCCAGCUAUUUACGAUAAAAUCCAGACUGGGUCCAUCAACAUAAGACACCUGGAAGAGAGAAUAUAUGCUAAUUAUACAAUACGACGAUUUAAAGUACAAAACAAUUUGAAGAAAAAAGACCGUGAGGUGUUGAUGUUUCAUUAUACGAGGUGGCCAGACCACGGAGUUCCUGAUCCUCUCAGUCUCGUUGUGUUUCAUCGCCAGGUGAUGAAAAAGUCCCCACAAAACCUAGGGAAAUACACACUAGUACACUGCAGCGCCGGAAUCGGGAGAACAGGAACGUACAUUGCCUUAGACGCCCUCUACCGGGAAGGGGAGAGAAAUGGUAAAGUUAAUGUACCGAUGUACGUCAGGACAAUGAGAAAAGACAGAAUGAACAUGAUACAAGGCGAUGACCAGUAUAAGGCAGUUUACCUAGUUCUUUGUGAAUCGUUCAAUGGGAAGUCCAGAUGCCUAACAACAGAGUCAUUUUUACGAGAUCUACAAGAACAGUCUUGUUAUAGCAACUGUCGAGAUGUUGCAGGAAAAUCGUCUUUUUCAUCAGAGCUUCAGGAAUUACUAUCUCUGCGCAAAGAGUAUACAGAAAAGGACUAUGAAUCUGGAAGAAAAUACAUGACUGCAAACAACACUGAAGAAGUCCUUCCAGUGGAAGAAUUUCUUUGCUAUCUGUCAUAUACAAAGGGACGCAACAACUACUAUAACGCUGUUCUACUUCAGUCCUUCACAGAAAACGACAGUCUUAUCAGCGCUCAGUACCCACUUCCUGAUUACACUGAAGAUUUUCUCAGACUCAUCAGAGAUUUUGAUGCUCGUGUUGUGGUUUUCAUGUGUCCACUAAAGGACUUGAAAUCCUCAUUACUUUGGCUUCCAUAUAAAUCUGAACACAAAACCGUUGGGAGUUUCUCAAUCAAACUUUCAUCUUCAACAAACUCUACAAAUUUUACGUCGAGAAAUAUAAUUCUACAGUCAGAGGGAUUAAGAACCAUGGCAACCACAGUUCUAGAAUGCAAGGCAUGGAAGGAAAACAGGAUGAUAAAUGACAAACGAGCCUUACUGGACUUAGUCAAGGAAACAAAGGCUACAAAACUCAAGCAAAAAGAAGGGAAAAUUCUUAUUCUAUCCAGUGAUGGUGCCACACGUUGUGGAGCGUUCUGUGUGGUUUAUAACGCUCUAGAACAACUAUCUAUGGAUCAGGAGGUGGACAUCUUCACUAUCACACGGCAAUUUCAAGUUCGUAGACCCGAGUUUGUGUCUACCUUGGAGGAAUACCAGCUUUGUCAUGAAGUAGUGGCAGAAUUCAUACAAAAUGAUAGUGUGUAUGCAAAUUGCUAAACAAAUACAAGAUCUGCUUAAAAACAGAUGCCUUUUUUUCAAAAUAAAUGUACCACUUCUUAACUUUGUGCUUGUUUCAUUAAUCUUCCAAAAGGAAGAAUGAAAUACCAAAACCCCCCGAGUACAAUGAUUUUUCAGUGAAGACAAUAAUCAGAACGAUUUAUGAUGAUUAAGAAAACUUGA